Messenger RNA from Oreochromis aureus, 1699 nucleotides. Its product is annotated as chemokine-like receptor 1. Gene Ontology annotation, molecular function: G protein-coupled receptor activity; complement receptor activity. The coding region runs from base 92 to 1099 and encodes 335 amino acids. NCBI's taxonomy places the organism in Eukaryota, Metazoa, Chordata, Actinopteri, Cichliformes, Cichlidae. Gene Ontology annotation, biological process: chemotaxis; regulation of calcium-mediated signaling; phospholipase C-activating G protein-coupled receptor signaling pathway. The transcript has 2 exons. Gene Ontology annotation, cellular component: plasma membrane. The record is from RefSeq and is a predicted model, not a curated record.
AAGAAACAGAAGUGAGAAAGUCCACCCAACGGCACAAGCAACUUUGAAUCUCUCCAUUUUCACACGAGACAUAAAAUCCCUAUGAACAAUCAUGGAGGAGGAGGAGUAUUUUGAUUAUGAUAACUACACCGCAGACAUCGAUGACAACUCCACCACUGAAGGAACCCUAAAUUUAUAUAGUGCCUCGUCUUCUUCAACUUAUGCUCUGGUGGCAGUCAACAUCAUCAUAUGUGUUUUGGGACUUGCAGGAAAUUCCCUGGUGAUUUGGAUUUGUGGAUGGAAAAUGAAAACCUCAGUCAUCACCAUCUGGUACAUCAGCCUGGCCAUUUCAAACUUUUUGUUCUGUGCCUUGUUGCCUUUCGAAGUUGUGUACAUGAUAACUUCACACUGGCCCUUUGGAGAAGGCUUGUGCAAGCUCGCCUCAUCCGCCUUGUUUCUCAACAUGCACAGCAGUGUGUUCCUGUUGGUUCUCAUCAGCACUGACCGCUGUAUCAUGGUCUUAUUUCCUGUGUGGUCGCACAACCACCGCAAAGCAGGAAAAGCCCUUGGAGCCGUCAUCCUCAUGUGGGUUCUUUCUGCAUUCUUAACAGUGCCCUCACUUAUGUACAGGAAAACCACGGUCCACGGCUCGGUCAUUCAGUGCCACACGGAUUAUGGGGUCAGACAUAAAGCGGUGGUACUGACCCGUUUCAUUUGUGGGUUCCUGAUUCCUAUCCUAAUGAUUGUCUUCUGUUGCUCUGUGCUUGCCGUAAAGCUCAGAAGUCUGACCCACAAGUCAACAAAGCCAUAUAAAAUCAUGGCUGCGCUCAUUUUGUCUUUCUUCGCCUGCUGGGUCCCCUACCACACCUUUGUCCUGCUGGAGAUAGACUUUAAGAACUACAACCUGGAGGUCAUUAAAACUGGACUAAAAGUUGGGGCCACCUUGGCUGCAGCAAACAGCUUCCUAUCUCCAGUUCUCUAUGUGUUCAUCGGCAAUGACUUUAAGAAAACCCUAAGGCAGUCAUUAUCAUCAAGGAUUGAGGAUGCUCUGGCAGAGGAUAUUCGUACAGUUGGUCUCAGUCACUCAAGGUCCAAAACAAUGGAAACUGGCCUAAAUUAGAGUUUUUACUAAGGAGUACAUCACAGUGCAUAAAUAUGAUUACUGAUCUCAAUGACACUGUUAAUAUUGAAUGUUGUAUAAUAUUUAAAUAGGUUAAACUAAUAAGUUAUUAUGGUAACUUUAAUUGAUUUUUGCACAAUAUCACAUUUAAAGACAAAGUGAUCACAAUCAGUUAUUCAGACAAGCAGAAAUCUGGGAAACUGCUUAAUUCUUAAUUCAUUCAGGUUAAACAAAGCAUAUCUUUGUUCAGGUAUUUUGUGUGUGUGAAUGGCUGUCUUGUCUUAUUGAUUAUUGUCAUGUUUCUUUUGAAAUGCAUAUUUUAAGUUUACUGAAAUGUAACUAAAGUUUAAUUUACAAUUUAUUGUACUGCAUUGUUAGCUCUGCGAUAGAUGGGCGACCUGCCCUGGGUGUACCUGCGUCUCUCGCUCUCUGGAGGCUUGGAAAGGCUUCAGGCCCAUCGUGACCCUGAAAUGGAUAAGGAGGAGAAAAUGGAAGGAUGGAUGAACUGUGAGGCUGUGGCGUGUCCAGCGGGGUGGCCUGGGGGGGCACAGGCCACCCCAGGUGCCACCCCGAAGGCAAAACAAUAAAAUCCAAUGAAAU